Messenger RNA from Toxotes jaculatrix (banded archerfish), 1086 nucleotides. RefSeq names its product G protein-coupled receptor 78a (gene gpr78a). The transcript is spliced from 3 exons. The record is from RefSeq and is a predicted model, not a curated record. The coding region runs from base 55 to 1086 and encodes 343 amino acids. Lineage: Eukaryota; Metazoa; Chordata; Actinopteri; Toxotidae. Gene Ontology annotation, molecular function: G protein-coupled receptor activity. Gene Ontology annotation, biological process: adenylate cyclase-activating G protein-coupled receptor signaling pathway. Gene Ontology annotation, cellular component: membrane.
CGGACUCUCCACAGCAUCCUCCCCACAACUGCUGCUAACGCCGAGCCUCGAGAGAUGAGCAUCCCGGAGUUCCUACUGGAAGUGUCCAUCGUGGUGAUAGCUGUCGUCUCGUUGUUGACUAAUUUUUCAGUGCUGCUAUGUUUCACCCAGAGCGCGGAGUUAAGAUCCCACGCGCCCGGACUCUUCAUCCUAAACCUCUCCUUCUCCAACAUCCUCCUCGCUAUCAUCAACAUGCCCACCACUUUUCUCGGGGUGACCAAAAGCGCAAAGCCCUUCGGGGACCUGUUGUGUCAGGCCGUCAGUUUUACUGAGACUUUUCUGACCUCUAACACCAUGCUGAGCAUGGCCGCGCUGAGCAUGGACAGGUGGAUAGCGGUGGUGUUUCCCCUCAGUUAUUCCAGCAAGAUGCGCUACAGAGACGCUUCCCUGAUCGUGGCGUACUCUUGGCUGCACUCUCUCACCUUUUCUCUGACCCAGCUGCUGAUGGACUGGGGAGGAUACAGCCACACUUACGCCUCAUGCACCGUUCACCUGGACGGGGAGGAGAGGUCGCAGCUGCCCGCCUAUGCGACCUUCACGGUUUUGUUCCACCUCAGCAGCUUCGCUCUCUGCCUCCUCGUCCUGUGCUUCGCCUACCUGAAAGUAUUGAGAGUGGCCAGGUCCCACUGCAAGAGGAUAGAUGUCAUCACAGUGCAGACUCUGCUUCUGCUGGUGGAUAUCCACCCCAGUGUGAAGGAGAGAUGUCUGGCAGAACAGAAGAAGAGGAGGCAGCGCGCCACAAAAAAAAUUUGCAUCUUCAUCGGCUCCUUCAUCCUCUGCUUUUCACCCUAUGUUAUAACAAGGUUGGUGGAGUUGUUGCCUUCUGUGCACAUUCCCCGGUAUUUGGGCAUUGCUACCAAAUGUCUGUCCUACGUCAAAGCUUCCAGUGACCCAUUUGUCUACUGUCUGCUGCGGCAGCAGUACAGGAAGGUCCUGGUCAGUGUUAUCAGCCGGGUUCUGAGGAAGGAUCGGUACUCGCUCUCUGCCCACAGCAUGAGCAGCACAUUGGACACCACAGAGGACAACUGCAUUGCCAGGAUAACCUGA